CGGGGGCUGAGCUGACCGGAAUAUUCAUUCCCCCGCCUCGCAGACUCGCUCUGCUCCUCGGAAUGUGUGCUGAAUAUUUCCUGUCAGGCAGAGCGGUACAGUGAGACACUCGGGGAUUGACUGUGUUAUGUGUGCUGCGUGCGUGCGGGAGAAAGACUCAAAAUCCAGUCUCUGUUGGAGGGAAGUUCUUUUCUAAGAGAUUCAACCUUUUCGGACUUCAGGGAGGAUCCGCGCGGAAGAUGGUUUCCCAGAACGGAGGAAGGCAGCAUGAAUAAGGCGGCUUCAGAAGAGCUCAGCUGAAGUUCAAUGGAAUAAUUAUUACCGAAGGAAAAAAAAGUCUGCAGAGGGAUCUGUGGCAUUGCUGGGGGAGAUGUCUUCAAGUCUAACUUGUGUCGGGAUGCUGUGGGCUACGCUGUCUCUGCUGUGUGCUGCAGCCUCCUGCACCGGCUUCUUUAUGCCCUACUGGCUGCUGGGCUCCCAACUCGACAAGCCGGUCAGUUUCGGCGUGUUCCGCCGCUGCACCUACCCGGUGCGCCAGGAGGGUCAGCUGCAGUCGGUGGUCAUGGUGGAGCAGUGCGGCAGAUACGCCUCUUUCCUGGGCAUCCCCAGCCUGGCCUGGAAGAUCUGUUCGGUGGUGACCGGGGUGGGAUGCGGUCUCCUCCUGCUGGUGGCGCUCACCGCGCUCAUGGGCUGCUGUGUUUCCGAGCUCAUCUCCAGGACAGUGGGCAGGGUGGCUGGAGGCAUUCAGUUCGUGGGAGGUCUACUGAUUGGCUCUGGUUGUGCCCUGUAUCCCCUGGGCUGGAACAGUGAAGAAGUGCAGCAGACCUGUAACAAUCUCUCAGACCAGUUUGAGCUAGGUACGUGUCAGCUGGGAUGGGCUUAUUACUGUACUGGAGGAGGGGCAGCAGCUGCAAUGCUUCUCUGCACUUGGCUGGCUUGCUUUGCUGGCAAAAAACAGAAACAGUAUCCGUACUGAAACCCCAGAUAAGGACAAAGAAACCGCUCUGAGCAAGAGGGCUGUGGAGGAGGAAAACUGCAGGCAGAACACUUUUUAUGGAACCUUUCCAAUGUUUCUGUUCAGUUUCACGGAUUGCUCCAAAUGAGAUUGAAAAUCCAAAAUGAGAAGAUUGCAAACUGAAAGUCAAUCUGAACAAAAGACUCAAGUUCUGUGUUACAUGAACUUUUUUCUUUCCUUUUUAAGCGUUUGUUUCUAGGAUAUAUAGUGUCAAGGCCUUCCAAAUCAUUCAUUGUGGUGGUCAAGUUCUCUUUGUUCAGACUGAAAUCCCUAAAGUUAAAGCAAAGGUUGAUCACAGGUAUUAAUGAUGCCUCAGAAUGAAUGGAGACUCUUGAAGAUGUUCCUGCUUGUGUGGCUGCAGGCAUGUUUUCACUGACGGUGAACUUCUUAGAAUGGCUCCACAGGAAAGAGGAACUGAUUACGAACCAGCUGGUCACUUGUUUUCCUGGGACCUGUGACUCUUGGGGCACCACUCAAACUCAUGUGUAAAGAAGUCAUGCCUUCUAUUUGCUUUCGAGCUGCUUGAAAGUUUGAACAUGCUCUGCUCAGGGGAUUCAGUCUCUGAGUUGGCAGAAAUAGUCCCAUAUUUUGUUUUCUAACAAAAGAUUUAUGGUGAGCUUAUUAUUCUAAUCUGUACAUUAUCAAAUAAUUUGAAAGAAUGAGACUCCCUUUCACUCUUUUUCACCUUUUUAAGUAAGGUUUUCAAUGGACCAAUUUACUAGUAAGACCCUUUU
Molecule: messenger RNA, 1749 nt
Organism: Hemiscyllium ocellatum (epaulette shark)
Lineage: Eukaryota; Metazoa; Chordata; Chondrichthyes; Orectolobiformes; Hemiscylliidae
Product: LHFPL tetraspan subfamily member 6 protein-like
Exons: 4
Coding region: 371-976 (201 amino acids)
Cellular component (GO): membrane
Source: RefSeq, a predicted model, not a curated record